Paralichthys olivaceus (Japanese flounder) is the source of this 3351-nucleotide messenger RNA. RefSeq names its product zinc finger protein 436. Lineage: Eukaryota; Metazoa; Chordata; Actinopteri; Pleuronectiformes; Paralichthyidae. The record is from RefSeq and is a predicted model, not a curated record.
AGUCUUCCACAGCCGCCCGGUUCCAACAUGGCCACGUCCGGUGACCUGAAAGUCUUCCUGGAGUCCUCUCUGAACGAGAUCUUCAGAGCCACAGUGAGCGACAUCCUGGACUCGGUGGACCGGACCCUGUGCGAGUAUCAGGGCACGAUACGGAGGAUCGAGUCCGAGAACGAGGGCCUGAAGCGGCUGCUGUUUGUACACAAGAGCCAGGAGUGUGCGUCCAAAGAACAAGAUGUCACAGACAAUACUUUAGAAAGGACCAGUCAUCCGAUCGUCUCCACUCAGGGCACGUUCAAAAUGUCCAUAUGCAGCAGUGACAAGAAGAGCUGCAGGAGGAAGCAAAAAGACAAGAUGAGGGAGAGCGUUUCGUCGGACUCCUUUUUUCUGCAGACAAAUCUUAAGGUAGAACACCCAUGUGUCAACACCUCAGAGGUAAGUACCCUGGUAUCUGUGAAAGAAGAGCCUGGCCUGGAAGAAAACUGUGCCAUUGACCUCUCACAGCCCUCGUCUCUUCUCAAUCUGACAAUGAGGCCCUUAAAAACCGAGAGCACAGGGGUCUCUUGUGACAAUCCAGAGGCAUAUGCACCUCUGCUGCCAUCUUCAGGCCCUGAACCAGACUCCAGAGGCAGUGACGGUGAGGUUAAAGUCACCAUUGUCUCUGACAGCUACAUGCAGGAUGGACCGUAUAUUAAGACAGAGGAGGAGGAGCAGAAUGGGGUGUUGCAGUAUAGUGACAAUGACAGUUUCCCUGAGCAGGAGCAUGUGUUGCAAUAUUACCCUGAAUUAAAUGCAGACCCAGAGGAAGCGAGCGGUCAGGUUGCAGAGCCAGAGGUUGCGACGCAGGAGGGCAGUGAUUCCUCCGCUGUUCCUGCAGAAGAGUUUGUGGAAAACUGCGACAACUUCUUGCGCUGCCCCAGCUGUCCCAAAACGUUUAGUCGCGCAGUCUCGCUUAAUGUCCACAUCAAGACUCACAGCAGUGAGAAGGUCCACAGCGGUGAGAAGGUCCACAGCUGCAGCUACUGCGGCAAACGCUUCGGCCGCGCCGACCUCCUCAAAUCCCACAAACGCACCCACACAGGAGAACGACCCUACUGCUGCAACAUCUGCAGCAAAACGUACGCCCACCCCAGUCAGCUCAGGAUACACAAACGCAUACACACUGGAGAGAAACCGUAUUGCUGCUCGCACUGUGGGAAGCGCUUUAACGAGCACAACCAGCUCAAAGUCCACUUGCGGACUCACACCGGGGAGAGGCCUUACAGCUGCCAGGAGUGCGGCAAAACAUUCAGCAAUGCAGGAAACCUGCGCAUACACGAGAGGAUCCACACCGGCGAGAAGCCGUACUGCUGUGCUCAGUGUGGGAAAAGGUUUAAUGGCUUGGGUGAUCUCAAAACGCAUUACAGGAUUCACACUGGAGAGAGGCCCUACAGCUGCGAGCUGUGUAAGAAGACGUUCAGCCAGGCGGGACACCUCACUAUACACAUGCGCAUGCACACAGGUGAGAGACCAUACAGCUGCAAUGAGUGCGGCAAGAAGUUCACAGUGGCCAGCAGCCUGAAACUGCACCAGAGGACGCACACGGGAGAGAAGGAGUACAGCUGCUCAUACUGCAGCAAGAGCUUCAGCAGGUCAGGACACCUGAAGAGACACGAGCUGGUCCACACCAAAGAGAAGGUCUUCCUCUGCAGCCAGUGUGGAAAGAGCUACACGGACCAGUCAUCCCUUAAAAAACACUUGAAGAUGCACGCGACCAAGGAGCAGAAGGCUCAGAGCGAAGGAAGCACCAGCGAGGCUGAGAUAAACAUAGUCUGACCUUCAGCCUCUGAGACACAUUCAGACACUGAUCGAAAUUGUAGCAGUUGAAUCAUAUAAAAGCUGCAAUACAAAAUGUACAUAGCAGCGUUUUACAAAGCUUUGAACCACAUCUCAAGAACUUCAUCAGCUACAUUUCACCCAGAGAUGAUGGUAGAGAACUACAUUCAGUAAAACAAUGACAACACUGGACAAGAAUGAAUAAACAGCUGAAACUGACAUCAGCUGUGUGACCAGUAACAGAUUCAUGAGUUUGAGACAUUAUCCGGCUCCAGGACAACACACUGCAGUUUCUUUUGUGCUGGAGCCUCUGCAGCCUCGCUAAGAUUAAUGGUGUUUCCUUCACACAGGGCUGCUGCACUUUUGCACCUGUAUAUUCAAACGGAAAGACUACUGCCCCUCGAACUGACACCAUGCCGUCAGACACAGUUUAUGUAGGUGAUGACAAUGGGACAUAUGUAUGUCAUACAAAAUUCCAUAGUCCGCUCUUUAAGUUGCAAUAUGAAACCAAAACUAAUGUAAACACAGUAAGACAUGAAUCUUGGUUCGGACUUGCAGAUGUGAAAACGCCUUAAAGCUGCUGAACAUUGUAUUUCUACCAUUAACCAUGUGAUCUUAUUUGCUGUGAUAACUUUGUUGUAAAAUUCUGACUGAGUACAAACUGUUGCAGGGGUUUGGCAUCUGAUAAACCUGCAAAACUCAUUUAUCUGUUACUCAAUCUCUACUUCCCAAAUGUCUUAUGCAGCCAAACUGGUACCUGUAAAAAUACCCCCCACCAGUGCAGCCCCCUGUAUUAACAGGACUGAAUAUUUAGUCAGCAAUACUAUAUAUUGACUUAUAUACAUUUGAUUGAUUAACUCCAAUAUUCUCCUUGUAGGCAGUUCUCACAGUGUAAGACACAGGCAGAAAACAGGACCCUGAAAUCCUGCUCUAUGUUACCAAAAUGUUGGUAGAUUAUGUGUUUAUAAAAUACUUUACAGGAAAGUAACUAUUAUUGAUUGAUUGGAAUGUCUAUCAAAUUGAUAAGGUGCUGAAAUGUUCCCACAGGGUUGAUUUUAAAAAAAACAAUUGUCUUAGAAGAUACAUCGACACACUUUGUAGCUACAAAACUUUGUAGCCCGAGAGUUAGAAAUUUGUUCUGCUCAGUGAUUUUAAAGUUAAUAUAACACUGUAUAUAGCUUUAACUAUACAGUCAGAGGUCUGAUCUAUUGACCUGACGAGAAUGUAUUUGUGUAAUACUGUUACUGCAGAUAAUCAGUAUCGAUUGACCAGCUUUCAGUAGUAACCUGUUUUGUAAGCAAUGCUGAUCUCAAACAAUGUCCAGCUUCUAGAUGAUUUUUCACUCUAAUAAUAAUACGAUGACAUAUAUGAAUAUUGUACAACUGACACAUGCAGGAGUAAAGUUUUAUGUUCAUGAUCAUAGACCGACUGUUUAUUGUGAUAACUGGUUGAUAUAACUGCAUAGCAAUGUACAUCAUAACUGACUGUUUGCUACUAGCAAUUUAUUGUGUGGUUUGUGUCUAAAUUAAAAAGAAACGU